AUGUCUCCAGAACGGGGCUUGCCCUUAGUGAUUCACUGCUGGCUGGGAACAUCCACAGCAGCUCUCCCAGGACCCGACUCUGCCGUGAUCCAGGCUGAGAGGAGGGAGAGGAGCACCCAGGAGCACCCCGAAGCCCGGCUGGCACUAGCCAUGAGCCACCAGAUUCUGCUGCUUCUGGCCGUGCUGACCCUGGGCCUGGCUACCUCCCAACACCGAGACAAGGUGCCCUGUAGGAAGGUGGACAAGGAGGUCUGGUGCCAGGGCCGUGGCCUGCUCCAGGUCCCCUCGAUGCUCUCGCGGGACAUCGAGGUCCUCAACUUAUCUGGGAACCAGCUGCGGAGCAUCCUAGCCUUGCCCCUGGGCUUGUACACGGCACUUCGUCACCUGGACCUGAGCGCCAACGAGAUCAGCUUCCUCCAGCCAGGGGUCUUCCAGGCUCUGCCCCACCUGGAACACCUCAACCUGGCCCACAACCGCCUGGCGGUGGGCACGGCGCUGAACACUGGGGGACUGGGCCCCCUGCAGCGCCUGACGUCCCUGGACCUGUCGGGGAACAGCCUAUACAGCGGCCUGGCGGAACAGCUGCUGGGGGAGGCGCCCGCGCUGCGCACACUCUCCCUGGCGGAGAACAGCCUGACGCGCCUGGGCCGCCACACCUUCUGGGGCACACCCGCCCUCGAGCAGCUGGACCUGCACAGCAACGUGCUGAUGGACAUCGAGGAUGGCGCCUUUGAGGCCUUGCCCCGCCUGGUGCACCUCAACCUCUCCAGGAACUCCCUCACCUGCAUCUCCGAUUUCAGCCUCCAGCAGCUGCGCAUCCUGGACCUGAGCUGCAACAGUAUCGAGGCCUUUCAGACGGCCCCGGAGCCGCGGGCCGAGUACCAGCUUGCCUGGCUCGACCUGCGGGAGAACAAACUGCUCCACUUUCCCGACCUGAGCUCACUCCCGAGACUCAUUUACCUGAACGCGUCCAACAACCUCAUCCGGCUCCCUGCGGAGCCACCUCGGGGUGGAGGUGAGGGCCUCCAUGCGCCUUCCGAGGGCUGGUCAGCCUUGCCCCUCUCCAACCCCAGCCGCAAUGCCAGCACCCAACCCCUCUCCCAGCUCUUGAAUCUGGAUUUGAGCUACAAUGAGAUUGAGCUCGUCCCGGAGGGCUUUCUUGAGCCCCUGACCUCCCUGCGGUCCCUGAACCUCAGCCGGAACUGCUUGCGGGCCUUUGAGGCCCGGCCGGUGGGCUCCCUGCCCUGCCUGACGCUCCUGGACGUCAGCCACAAUGCGCUGGAGACGCUGGAGCUGGGCACCAGGGCGCUGGGGUCCCUGAGGACGCUGCUCCUACAGGACAACGCCCUGCGGGACCUGCCCCCGUACACCUUCACCAGCCUGGCCAGUCUGCAGAGGCUUAAUGUGCAGGGGAACCGGUUCAGCCCCUGCGGGGGCCCAGCUGAGCCUGGACCCUCGGGUUGCGUGGCCUUCUCUGGCAUCUCCUCCCUGCGUGUCCUGAACCUGGCGGACAAUGAGAUGGAGAUACUGCGGGCGGGUGCCUUCCUCCACACGCCACUGGCCGAGCUGGACCUCUCCUCUAACCCUGGGCUGGAUGUGGCCCCAGGGGCCUUGGCGGGCCUGGAGGGCUCCUUGGAGGUCCUGGCCCUGCAGGGCAAUGGGCUGGACGUCCUGCAGGUGGACCUGCCCUGCUUCAGCUGCCUCAAGCGGCUCAAUCUGGCCGAGAACCGCCUGAGCCGCCUGCCUGCCUGGACACAGGCUGUGUCCCUGGAGGUGCUGGACCUGAGAAACAACAGCUUCAGCCUCCUUCCAGGCAGUGCCAUGGGAGGCCUGGAGAACAGCCUGCGGCGCCUCUACCUACAGGGGAACCCCCUCAGCUGCUGCGGCAACGGCUGGCUGGCGGCCCAGCUGCACCAGGGCCGAGUAGAUGUGGACGCCACCCAGGACCUGAUCUGCCGCUUUGGCUCUCAGGAGGAGGUGUCCCUGAGUCACGUGCGUCCCGAGGACUGUGAGAAGGGGGGGCUCAAGAAUGUCAACCUCAUCAUCAUUCUCACCUUCGCAGUGGUGUCUGCCAUCCUGCUCACCACGCUGGCCACCUGCUGCUGUGUGCGCCGGCAGAAGUUUAGCCAACAGUACAAAGCCUAG
Rangifer tarandus platyrhynchus (Svalbard reindeer) is the source of this 2145-nucleotide messenger RNA. Lineage: Eukaryota; Metazoa; Chordata; Mammalia; Artiodactyla; Cervidae. The record is from the annotation of a GenBank genome assembly.